AAAACCGACUGGGUAGGUCGCUCUUUGUUUCUGCUUUGGAGGAAAAACCGAGAGACGUCGCAACCGGCGAGGAUUCAAACAUCGCGUUUCACCGCCAGCGGGACCUUGCUGCUGUCAAACAUUCCCAACUUCCCCUGAGAGAUGUCCACUCCUGACCCCCCGAUGGGAGGGACACCUCGGCCGGGACCCUCCCCAGGCCCAGGGCCAUCUCCAGGAGGCAUGAUGGGCCCAAGUCCAUCACCAGGGUCAUCCCACAGCAUGAUGGGGCCCAGUCCGGGGCCCCCUGGAUCUGGGCACCCCCACCCUCCACAGGGACCCUCAGGAUAUCCUCAGGAAAACAUGCACCAGAUGCACAAACCAAUGGAAGCCAUGCAUGAGAAGGGAAUGCCCGAUGACCCUCGCUACGGACAGAUGAAGAACAUGGGCAUGAGACCAGGGGGGCACAGUGGUAUGGGACCCCCUCCAAGCCCCAUGGACCAACACUCUCAAGGUUACCCAUCACCAUUGGGUGGUUCCGAGCAUGCACCGAGCCCUGGCCCAGCCAAUGGCCCUCCCUCGGGCCCCAUGAUGCCCCAGGGUCCGCCCGGCCCCGGCGCUGGGCCUAUGGAAGGCAGCGGUGACCCUAAUCAGGGCAUGGGUCAACCUAACCGUGGCGGUCCCCAGGGUCCAGUGGGACCAGGUGGAGCAGGAGGCGGACCUGUCGGUGCUGGUGGGCCAGGUGGGCCCACUCCUUUCAACCAGAACCAGUUGCAUCAACUCAGGGCCCAGAUCAUGGCUUACAAGAUGCUGGCCCGCAGUCAGCCCCUACCUGAUCACCUGCAGAUGGCUGUGCAGGGGAAGAGGCCCAUGCCAGGAAUGCAGCAGCAGCCCAUGCCUAACAUGCCACCUUCUACCGGACCCGGAGGUGGGCCUGGACCCGGACCGGGACCAGGUCAAGCCAACUACAACAGACCACACGGCAUGGUUGGUCCCAAUAUGGUCCCCCCCGGACCUGCAGGGGUUCCCCCAGGUAUGCAGGGCCAGCCGACCAAUGGACCUCCCAAAUCCUGGCCUGAAGGACCUAUGGUGAACGCUGCUGCUCCAUCCAAUCCCCCCCAGAAGUUGAUCCCCCCUCAGCCCACUGGCAGACCCUCGCCCGCUCCUCCCUCUGUGCCCCCCGCUGCCUCCCCAGUCAUGCCCCCUCAGACACAGUCCCCGGGUCAGCCUGCCCAGCCUCCUCCCAUGAUGCUGCACCAGAAGCAGAACCGCAUUACCCCCAUUCAAAAACCCCGCGGGCUGGACCCAGUGGAGAUCCUCCAGGAAAGAGAAUACAGGCUACAGGCCCGUAUCGCUAACCGUAUCCAGGAGCUGGAGAACCUGCCCGGCUCUUUGGCCGGUGACCUGCGUACCAAGGCCACCAUUGAGCUGAAGGCCCUGAGGCUGCUGAACUUCCAGAGACAGCUGCGUCAGGAGGUGGUGGUUUGCAUGCGGCGUGACACGGCGUUGGAAACCGCCCUCAACGCUAAGGCCUACAAGCGCAGCAAGCGUCAGUCUCUACGCGAGGCCCGCAUCACCGAGAAGCUGGAGAAGCAACAGAAGAUCGAGCAGGAGCGCAAACGUCGUCAGAAACACCAGGAAUACCUCAACAGCAUCCUGCAGCACGCCAAGGACUUUAAGGAGUACCACCGCUCCAUCACAGCAAAGCUCCAGAAGGCCACCAAGGCUGUCGCCACCUACCAUGCCAACACCGAGCGAGAGCAGAAGAAAGAGAACGAGCGCAUCGAGAAGGAGCGAAUGCGGAGGCUGAUGGCUGAAGAUGAAGAGGGAUAUCGUAAACUUAUCGACCAGAAGAAAGACAAGCGUCUGGCCUACCUGCUCCAGCAGACAGACGAGUACGUGGCCAACCUCACUGAGCUGGUGCGAGCCCACAAAGCCGUGCAAGCUCUCAAAGACAAGAAGAAGAAGAAGAAGAAGAAGAAGCCCGAGGCCGCAGAGGGUCGUUCUUCUGCUCUGGGACCUGAUGGAGAGCCUUUAGAUGAGACCAGUCAAAUGAGUGACCUGCCUGUGAAGCUCGUCCAUGUUGACAGUGGAAAGAUCCUGACUGGGAUUGAAGCACCUAAGGCUGGUCAGCUGGAGACCUGGCUUGAGAUGAACCCAGGAUAUGAAGUAGCCCCUCGUUCAGACAGUGAAGCGAGUGAUUCAGAAGACGAGUAUGAGGAUGAGGAGGAAGAGGAAGUGCUGCCUCCGCCUCCACCUCCGCCUCCACCCAUUGUCGCUCCGGUAGAGGAGAAGAAGAAGAUUCCCAACCCCGAUAGUGACGAAGUAUCUGAAGUGGAUGUCCUGCACAUCAUCGAACACGCCAAGCAGGAUGUAGAUGAUGAGUACAGUAAUGCGAGUUUCGAACGAGGCCUUCAGUCCUACUACGCUGUGGCUCAUGCUGUCACAGAGACAGUGGACAAGCAGUCGACGCUGCUGAUCAACGGGCAGCUAAAGCAAUACCAGAUCAAGGGUCUGGAGUGGCUGGUGUCACUUUACAACAACAACUUGAACGGCAUCCUGGCCGACGAGAUGGGUCUCGGAAAAACGAUUCAGACCAUCGCCCUCAUCACUUACCUCAUGGAGAACAAGCGCCUCAACGGGCCCUUCCUCAUCAUCGUACCUCUCUCAACUCUUUCGAACUGGGUCUACGAGUUUGAUAAGUGGGCGCCAUCUGUCCACAAGAUCUCCUACAAGGGGUCUCCCGCUGCUCGGCGUGCGUUCGUUCCCAUCUUGCGAAGCGGCAAGUUCAACGUGCUGCUCACCACGUACGAGUACAUCAUCAAAGACAAACAAGUGCUAGCAAAGCUCCGUUGGAAGUACAUGAUUGUGGACGAGGGCCAUCGUAUGAAGAACCACCACUGUAAGCUCACCCAGGUCCUGAACACGCACUACCUGGCUCCACGGCGUGUGCUGCUCACGGGCACCCCGCUGCAGAACAAGCUCCCUGAGCUCUGGGCCCUGCUCAACUUCCUCCUGCCAACCAUCUUCAAGAGCUGCACGACCUUUGAGCAGUGGUUCAACGCCCCCUUCGCCAUGACUGGAGAGAAGGUGGACCUGAAUGAAGAAGAGACCAUUCUGAUCAUCCGUCGUCUACACAAGGUUCUCCGACCGUUCUUACUGCGCCGACUCAAGAAAGAAGUGGAGGCCCAGCUGCCAGAGAAGGUGGAGUAUGUGAUCAAGUGCGACAUGUCCGCCCUGCAGAGGGUUCUGUACAGACACAUGCAGGCCAAGGGAGUGCUGCUCACAGACGGGUCGGAAAAAGACAAGAAGGGUAAAGGAGGCACGAAGACCUUGAUGAACACUAUCAUGCAGCUGAGGAAGAUUUGCAACCACCCUUACAUGUUCCAGCACAUCGAGGAGUCUUUCUCUGAGCAUCUCGGUCACUCCGGUGGAGUUGUCACUGGGCCUGACCUGUACCGCUCCUCUGGGAAGUUUGAGCUGCUGGACCGUAUCCUGCCCAAGCUCAGGGUCACCGACCACAAGGUGCUGCUCUUCUGUCAGAUGACCACACUCAUGACCAUCAUGGAGGACUACUUUGCAUUCCGCGGCUUCAAGUACCUGCGUUUGGACGGAACCACCAAGGCUGAGGACCGCGGCAUGCUGCUCAAGACGUUCAACGACCCAGCCUCGGAUUACUUUGUGUUCCUGCUCAGUACCAGAGCUGGAGGCCUGGGCCUCAACCUGCAGUCUGCUGACACAGUGGUCAUCUUUGACAGUGACUGGAAUCCACAUCAGGACUUGCAGGCGCAGGACAGAGCCCAUCGUAUCGGGCAGACCAACGAAGUGCGCGUCCUCCGCCUCUGCACCGUCAACAGCGUGGAGGAAAAGAUUCUGGCCGCGGCAAAGUAUAAACUGAACGUGGACCAGAAGGUCAUCCAGGCCGGCAUGUUCGACCAGAAGUCCUCAGGCUGUGAGCGACGGGCUUUCUUACAGGCCAUCCUGGAGCACGAGGAGCAGGACGAAGGGGGGGCUCGAGGUGGCUGCCGCACGAGGGGGGCGUGGGAGGAGGAUGAGGUUCCUGAUGAUGAGACUGUCAACCAGAUGAUUGCCAGAAGUGAAGAGGAGUUUGAGCUGUUCAUGCGCAUGGAUCUAGACCGACGCCGGGAGGACGCUCGCAAUCCCAAGAGGAAACCCCGUCUGAUGGAGGAAGACGAUAUGCCCAGCUGGAUUCUGAAAGACGACGCUGAGGUUGAGAGGCUCACGUGUGAAGAAGAGGAGGAGAAGAUGUUCGGCAGAGGUUCCCGCGCCCGGAAGGAGGUGGACUACAGUGACUCGCUCACGGAGAAGCAGUGGCUCAAGGCCAUAGAGGAAGGUAAUCUCGAGGACAUUGAAGAGGAGGUGCGUCACAAAAAGACAACGAGAAAGCGCAAGAGGGACCGCGACCACGACGGCCCGGCCACACCCAGCUCCAGCAGCGGUCGAGUGCGGGACAAGGACGAGGAGGUGAAGAAGGCAAAGAAACGUGGUCGCCCGCCUGCUGAGAAACUCUCUCCCAACCCCCUGUCCCUCACCAAAAAGAUGAAGAAGACAGUUGACGCUGUGAUCAAGUACAAGGAUGGCAAUGGGCGACAGCUGAGUGAAGUCUUCGUCCAGCUGCCGUCUCGCAAGGAGCUGCCUGAGUACUACGAGCUGAUCCGCAAACCUGUGGACUUCAGAAAGAUCAAGGAGAGGAUCAGGAGCCACAAGUACCGCGGCCUGAACGACCUGGAGAAGGACGUGAUGCUGCUGUGUCAAAAUGCACAGACCUUCAACCUGGAGGGGUCUCUGAUCUACGAGGAUUCCAUCGUGCUUCAGUCUGUCUUCACCAGUGUGAGGCAGAAGAUCGAGAAGGAGGACGAGAGCGAAGGAGAGGAGAGUGAGGAAGAGGAGGAGGAGCUGGAUGAAGGCUCGGAGUCUGAAUCCCGUUCAGUGAAGGUGAAGAUCAAGCUCAGCCGGAAAGAGAAGGGCGAUCGUUCAGGAAAAGGACAACGACGAAGAGGCCGCGGCGCUCGGGCCAAGCCGGUGGUGAGCGACGAUGACAGUGACGAGGAGCAGGAGGAGGAGCAUUCGGCCAGUGGCAGCGAUGAAGACUGAAGCGAUCCACUCCUUAUCGGACCAAGGCCCACUGAGCCCUUUACUGGACUUAAUAUAUUUUACUUAGACACAGCAGGGAGACAGUCAGUGGACAGGGCCUAGUUUUACCUAGAUGAGCUGAUUUUUAGUGAGACAAUUGUAUUCUCAUUAAAGUAUACAAUUAAUUAAAAAACAAUAAAAAAAAAAAUAUGAAAGAUAUGAACUCUCCACUUCCAUAUUUAAACCAUAUUCCCUGUAUGAGUAGUAGUGUGUCUCUUUGCCUUUUUGCUUUCUCCUGUAAGUGGAAAAUUGACAGAGCCUGAACUAUAGACUGAUCGUGGGCCAUUAAGACAGCUAACUGUUUUUUUAAAAUGAUAUUAAUUUUGUCAUCUUUUACUUUGGGACAACACGUACACGUGAACCAGGAGUCACUGCGUUCCUCCUCUUCCCUUUUUGAAUGCAUGUCGUGCGUGUCUGUGGAAAUGCACCUGGAUGUGUCUUUGCUAUUAUCUCUGUGUUUAAUUUAAGACUACAAGCGGGAUUGCGGUACAUCCCACCCUGCAAGCCCCCCCCUCUCAGGUUGUGUAUGUAAAGAGGGGGGGGGGAAGGAUAGGACCAUUUUCUCGUGUCGGUGUCACUGGAUUCCAAAAACUACAAUAAAGGCAUCUCAUAAUAAA
Platichthys flesus (European flounder) is the source of this 5747-nucleotide messenger RNA. It is a transcript of the gene smarca4a, whose product is annotated as SWI/SNF related, matrix associated, actin dependent regulator of chromatin, subfamily a, member 4a. Lineage: Eukaryota; Metazoa; Chordata; Actinopteri; Pleuronectiformes; Pleuronectidae. The record is from RefSeq and is a predicted model, not a curated record. Gene Ontology annotation, cellular component: nucleus. Gene Ontology annotation, molecular function: ATP binding; DNA binding; transcription factor binding. The coding region runs from base 142 to 5091 and encodes 1649 amino acids. Gene Ontology annotation, biological process: positive regulation of transcription by RNA polymerase II. The transcript is spliced from 34 exons.